AUGCCGACGUUGGCCGUGGCGAAGGACUACAUCUGCCGGCUGAUUGGCAGGUCCUACACGGACGAGGAGUUUAACGACCUGUGUUUCCAGUUCGGGCUGGAGCUCGAUGACAUUACGAGUGAGAAGGAAAUGUUCAUGCGGGAGCAGGGUAAAAGCGCGAAGGCGAACGUGGCUCCGACGGAAGCCCCUGCGCACCUUUCGGAGGAGAAGCUCUAUAAAAUCGACACCCCAGCAAACCGUCACGACCUUCUCACGGCGGAGGGCAUGGCCUGCGCGCUGAAGGUGUUCAUGGGGGCAAUGCCACUCCCCAACUACCGCGUCCUCAACCGCGCGAACCCGCUCUACCGCAUGACCGUGGAGAAAAGCGUGAAGAACGUGCGCGACUACGUUGUGUGCGCUGUCCUUCGCAACAUCCGCUUCAACGAGCGCAGCUACAACAGCUUCAUCGACUACCAGGAGAAGCUCCACGCCGGGUUGGCCCGCCGCCGCACGCUGGCCUCGGUUGGCACCCACGAUCUAGACAAGGUGAACACGAUGGACUUUAUCUACGCCUGCCGCCCGCGAGAGACCAUCCGGUUUGUUCCGCUGCGGCAGACAAGGGAGCUGAACUGCGCAGGCGACGGCCUCGCUCAGUACUACGCCGAGGACCGCCACAUUGGCAAGUACGUACCGCUCAUCUCCUCCCUUCCGACCUACCCGGUUGUGUACGACGGCACUGGUCAGAACGUGCUCUCGUUGCCGCCAAUCAUCAACUCGCACUACUCGGCCAUCUCCGUGGACACCAGAAACAUCUUCAUCGAGUGCACAGCCCCAGACCACUACAAGGCGCAGGUGCUGGUGAACCAGCUCGUGUGUGCCUUCUCGGCCUACUGCGAGGAUCCCUUCACCGUGGAGGCGGUGCAGGUGAACUAUGAGGAGCCGACACCGGACGGGACAACGUCGCUGGUGACGCCAACGAUGGAGACGAAGGAAAUGACGAUGAACAUCGCACGCCUCAACUCAAUCAUCGGCAUUAAAAUGAAAGAUGGUGCUGAGUGCGCGCAGCUGCUCAAGAAGAUGAUGUACACGAUCAAGACAACGACGGAGAGUGAGGUGACGGUGACGGUGCCGCCGAUGCGCACGGACGUCAUUGGCGUCGCGGACGUGAUGGAGGAUGUCGCCAUCGCGUACGGCUAUGACAAUAUCACCUACGUGGAGUGCAAGACCCAUGGCCCUGUGACGCAGACGCCGCUGAGCAAGGUGGCGCAGCUGCUGCGCACUGAGAUGGCCUGCGCAGGCUACACGGAGCUGCUGACGUUGUCGCUCUGCUCACGCGCCGAUGCGUUCGAGAACCUCGGCCGCGUGGACGACGAGGUCGCGGCGCACAUCGCCAAUCCGCAGACGAUGGAGUUCCAGGUGUGUCGCCCAUCGCUGCUGCCCGGUAUUCUGAAGACGCUCGCGACGAACAAGUCGAAGCCUCUGCCGCAGCGCUUCUUCGAGUGCGCGGACGUCGUCCUGCUGGAUAACGAGCGGAACUUCCCACCGGUGCUAGAGCUGAAGACGGACUACGCGUCCUGCGGUGCCCGCAACCAGAGACACCUCGCCGCCGCGCACUGCAACGGCAGCUCUAGUGGAUUUGAGAGCAUUCACGGCCUCACCGAACUCGCCCUGCUCAAGCUUGGCGUCCCGUCAAAAGCGGAGAUAGCAGAGGACUAUGAGGGCGACUUCUACACCCUGGAGAAGGGCGAGGACGGGGCUUUCUUUCCUGGCCGCGCCAUGGACAUCAUUCUUCACCGCGCUGGUCAGGCAGUGCGCAUCGGGCACCUCGGCGUCAUCCACCCGAACACGCUCAAGGCAUACGAUAUUCCGAACACGUGCUCGUACAUGGAGCUCAACAUCCAGUUCUUGUGCGUCCCUCUGUAG
Messenger RNA from Leishmania mexicana MHOM/GT/2001/U1103, 1902 nucleotides. Its product is annotated as putative phenylalanyl-tRNA synthetase. Lineage: Eukaryota; Euglenozoa; Kinetoplastea; Trypanosomatida; Trypanosomatidae. The coding region runs from base 1 to 1902 and encodes 633 amino acids. The record is from RefSeq and is a predicted model, not a curated record. Gene Ontology annotation, biological process: phenylalanyl-tRNA aminoacylation. Gene Ontology annotation, cellular component: phenylalanine-tRNA ligase complex; cytoplasm. Gene Ontology annotation, molecular function: RNA binding; magnesium ion binding; phenylalanine-tRNA ligase activity. The transcript has a single exon.